Messenger RNA from Dissoconium aciculare CBS 342.82, 1005 nucleotides. RefSeq names its product Mg-dependent DNase. Gene Ontology annotation, molecular function: 3'-5'-DNA exonuclease activity. The transcript has 3 exons. The record is from RefSeq and is a predicted model, not a curated record. Lineage: Eukaryota; Fungi; Ascomycota; Dothideomycetes; Mycosphaerellales; Dissoconiaceae. Gene Ontology annotation, cellular component: cytosol. Bases 1 to 1005 code for a protein of 334 amino acids.
AUGGCCACCACCGCAUCUCAACCAGCUCCAGCAACGAACGCUGCCUCGUCCCAACCAGAACAAAAAGCCUUCCCCUCGCUCCGUUUCGCCGAUAUCGGGAUCAACCUUACCGACCCCAUUUUCCGGGGGACCUACCACGGCAGGGCCGCGCACGAAGAUGACCUCCUCCACAUCAUCACCCGCGCCCGCACCGCCGGCGUCCAGAAAAUGAUGGUCACCGGCAGCGACCUGGACGAGAGCCGGGCCGCGAUGACCCUAGCGCGAGAGAACCCCGGACUAUGCUAUGCCACCGUCGGCGUCCAUCCUUGCUCCGCGGAGACGUUUCUGAAGUACCCUCAGGGAGCGGAUGCGUUGUUGCAGGAUUUGAAGAAUCUUGCGACCGAAGGGAGAGACGAGGGGACUGCGACGGCGUUUGGUGAGAUCGGAUUGGAUUAUGACCGGUUGCAGCAUGCGAGUCGCGAGACGCAAUUGGAAUUUUUCGCCAAACAGCUUGAUGUGGCGAUUGAAGUUGGCUUGCCGCUGUUCUUGCACUCGAGGGCCGCGGCGGAGGAUUUCGAGGGGCUUCUGAGGGAGCGACUUGACAAAUUGCCGAGGAGGGGACUUGUGCAUUCGUUUACGGGCACGAUGGAGGAGAUGAGGAGGUUGGUGGAGAUGGGUUUUGAUAUUGGGAUUAAUGGGUGUAGUAUGAAGACGGAGGAGAAUUUGGAGGUUGUCAAGGAGGUCCCCUUGGAACGCUUGCAGAUUGAGACGGAUGGGCCGUGGUGUGAGAUGAGGCCGAGUCAUGCUAGUGCAAAGUUUUUGAAGGAGGCGCCGCCGUUGCCGAAGGCGGUCAAAAAAGAGAAGUGGAAUGCUGAGGCGAUGGUCAAGGGGAGGAAUGAGCCUUGUGCUAUUACCCAGGUUGCGUAUGCGGUUGCUGCGGUCAAGGGAAUCCCGGUGGAAGAAGUCUGUGAAGCGGCUUGGAACAAUUCCAUCAAGAUGUUCGGACUCGGCGAGGAACAGCAAUAA